UUUUUGUUGUUUUGAUUAUUUUUUAAGAUUUCCUCGUGAGACCGCUCACUGGUGCUAUAAGAUCUGUGAGGGUUGAUAAGAUUCGUAUGAAAUAAGUGGAAACUAACAAAAUGCGAAAUACACGUCCUUUUUUGUCAUUUUUUAAAACUACGUUAAUGGGGUGUCCGCGUUUCAGACAUUCCAUUCACUUAAAAAAAAGACAAAAAUCGAAAUAGGUGGGUGGGGGAGGUUUCACAGGAUAGCAACGAUAUAUGAACAUACAAUAGAACAUAAAGUAAAUGACAACUUGUCCAGUUUUGUUUGAAUUGAUUUGAAAGUAAACUCACUGGCCAGAUUGAACUCAAUUGUUUAUUAUUAGCACCGUAUGGUGUACUAGUAUAGAAUUGAGCACGUUUAUCUCGCAGUGCGAUUUAUGUUUGAAUCGCGACGCAGGACUUCCGGCGAGUAUUUUGCAUUGUCUUCCCAUGCGUGUGUAGGUUUUCUCCAGGUACUACAGUUUCCUGAGCACAUUUCAAAAACAUGCAUGUUUGGUCUACCAGGGACUCCAAAUUGUUCAAAGUUACCCAUGGGAGACGGUGAUCAAGGCCGCAAUGAGAAAGUACCCUAACCCCAUGAAUCCGCACGUGGUGGGCGUGGACGUGCUGGACCGCCGCCUGGAUGCAGAAGGACGCCUGCACAGCCACCGACUCCUCAGCACAGAAUGGGGCCUUCCUGCGAUCGUACGAGCGAUACUGGGAACCAACCACCUGCAAACAUACGUGAAAGAGCACUCCAUAGUCGACCCUGAGGAGAAAAAGAUGGAGUUGUGCUCAACAAAUCAGAUUACGCUUACCAACCUGAUCUCAGUGAAUGAGAAGCUCCGAUACACACCUCACCCAGACAACCCUGAGGUCACCAUCCUGACACAGGAGGCCAUCAUUACAGUGAAGGGAGCGAGUUUGAGUAGCUACCUAGAGGGCAUGAUGGCAAGGAGGAUGUCUGCUAAUGCCAGGAAGGGUUGGGAUGCUAUUGAAUGGAUUAUUCAGAACUCUGAAAGAGAAAAUAUUACUCUUUGACAUCUACUACCUCUGGACCGCCACACCAUAACUAGAGCAAGUGCUUCAGACUAAUACAUGGAGGAGUCUUUGUGGACUUCUCACACUGCAAACGGGCUUACCUGUGGAGUACAUACCCGAAGAGUGAUACUGGUGGAGGUGCGGUUCCAAUAUGACCAACUUCUGUUCCAAUAGCAAAGGACUUUGUGUGCAACAAAAUUAAUGACGGAAAAGAGCAUUCCUCUUAUUUUGAAUACCGGUAACCUUGAUCAGGAUGACCAUAUGGAUGUGAUGUGGAGAUACAAUCAUGAAUAAUAAGUGAUUGUAACACUCUCGCAGGUGAAGAGUCCUCAGAAAAAAAGCUGCUUUUGACAUAUUUAAAAUCUACAUCAAUUUGGCACGAUGAAGGUAUGAGGAAAUAAGUACGAUGAUUGCCGGGUUUGUAUUCUCAGAUGGCAAUGUUUUUUUUUUUUUUGUGUUCACAUGACAGAACACCAGCUCGUUUUUAACGCAUCGUCAGGCAGUGGUACCUCAAACGCUUUGCAACUGAGAUCAUGGGUGAAAACCCCCUUUGAGAGGGAGGGUGCAGCCUGCAAACUGCUUGGCCUCAUAACACUGCCUGUCUGAGUGAGUGUGUGAUCACUGGACCCUCAUGCCUUUGUAUAUGUUUAAGAACUACACUGCAGUCCAACCAAGUGAUUAUUGAUGAACAGUAUUACAGAGCAGAAAAUGCUUAAUACCGAAUAAGUGUCAAGAUUUUAUUACAACGUGUACAAGCAGUGAAUUGUGACAUGAUACACAUCCUUUGCGAAUGAGUUUAUUUGUAUGAUUAGUGCAACAAAUUAUUUGGUGUAACAUUUGCAGUCAUGACUACAUCAACGAUAUGUUUACUGAAGCAGACAUUUUUUCUA
Molecule: messenger RNA, 1945 nt
Organism: Hippocampus zosterae (dwarf seahorse)
Lineage: Eukaryota; Metazoa; Chordata; Actinopteri; Syngnathiformes; Syngnathidae
Gene: prelid3a
Product: PRELI domain containing 3A
Exons: 7
Coding region: 591-1055 (154 amino acids)
Biological process (GO): phospholipid transport
Cellular component (GO): mitochondrial intermembrane space
Molecular function (GO): phosphatidic acid transfer activity
Source: RefSeq, a predicted model, not a curated record